AUGGAAUUUGGACCGCGUGGGCAUGCUUCGGCAAAGCGAAAGGAUGAAACCGAAGUUUCUGCAGCCAAAAGAUCCAAGGUUUGCACCGGUGCUUUUGCAAGGCUUCAUCCUUGUGGCAUACCCCUGAAAGAGGAGAGCGAUGGCGAGGCGGAGACAGUGCAAGACACAGAGGACAUAGACACUUGGGCUGAACUCUACUUUUUUGGGGCACAUCAAGACCACCAGGUUCACUUUGUUCAGGUUCAAAGUGUGCAAUUUUCUGGCCAAGACAAAGGCAUGGUUUUCCUGUCAAAACCAGAGCGCGAAAAGCUUGUAACGAUGCCAGAUUGUCUCCUGAGUGAAAUUGGUCUGAGAUUUCCUCAUGAUCUUGGCCUCAAGGCACGCGUGAUUCAUUUCUUCGAACGGUAUACUCAGCAGAACCAGCAUCGGGACCACUAUGUUCAGACAAGGAACUUUUCAGAUGGUCGAGGCACAUGGUACAGAUCAGAACUGGUCACCCCAUCCCUCGACGGUCGGGUGUUUGUAGGCCAAAACCAAACUUCGCGGGGCAAGGCAGAAGAGUCAGCGUACCAAGCAUUCUUCCAGGAUCCACAAGUGAUUACAAUUACCGAAUGGAUUCCGCCUCCCGCCAGGAAAGUGCGGAGAUGGGUCAAUUGUCAACUGCGUGGUUGGAAAGGCGAUCUCAUCGCACGAGAUAUCAACGUGUCACUUGUGGUGGAAGAGGCCAAACAGGAGCUGUUCUCACAGUUGCGCGAUGGGGGCUGCAGGCUCGCCCAAUGGGAUGGCAAUGCUUGA
Messenger RNA from Cladocopium goreaui, 795 nucleotides. The record is from the annotation of a GenBank genome assembly. Lineage: Eukaryota; Dinophyceae; Suessiales; Symbiodiniaceae.